AUCAAGAUCUGAAAAUGUUAUUCGCUGGAAGCAGCAUUACUCUACCGGUUUAACCUCGCCCCCGCAACUUUUCUCACUUUCCGAGCACGUUGAACAAAGAGAUGGGUUCAUCACAGUCUUCGCAGCUACUCGAUGAAGAAGAAGACGACGAAGAAGAUGAACCAGAAAUCGAAGAAGAAGAAGAUGCUAACGACGGACUGAACAGAAGAAGGACCGAGCUGGACAGUCUUUUGGUGAAGAAAGUCCUCGAGCAAGAGCCCGAGAUGCUUCCCUGCCACGCGUCCGCCUCCCCUCUCUCUCCUCAGCUCUCUUCCCUCGGCACGCCUCGAAUAGGACCUUCGAUCAAAGUCUGGGACCCUUACAACGUCCUCCUCGCCCCACCUCCUCCUCUCUUCUCCGGUGUCUCCUCCUCCGCGGUGGAGCACGAUCGCGCCGCUGCCGUCACGGAGGUUUAUCUAAUCAGCCACGGAGAGUGCGAUCUCGACCUAAGGCCCGAUCUGAUCGGAGGGAGGUGCCACGUGGCAGCUCUCACCCCCAACGGGAAACGCCAGGCGAGGGCUCUCGCCGUGUUCUUGAACUCCGAAGGCGUUCGGUUCGCCUCCGUCUUCGCUUCGCCUCUGGAUCGAGCUAGAUCCAUGGCCGUUUCCGUUUGCCAGGAGAUGAAUUUUCCGGAGGAGCAUGUACAGUCCUCAGACGCUAUCGUUGAGAUGAGUCUAGGAGAAUGGGAAGGCUUCCACAGAUCAGAGAUCUACACGCCCGAGACUCUGAGUUUGAUAGAGAGAAGCCAACCUGACUUCUCACCUCCGUCAGGUGAGUCACUCAGACAAGUUGAGUUUCGGAUGGUUCAGUUUCUCAACGGACUUAGGUCUACACAUCACAACAAUGCUCGAGUAGGGUUGUCACAGAGUAGUAAUCCUCACUCGCUAGCUACGUCUAUUCAUCGUCCAAGUUUGACGAGGAAGAAGUCUGGGAAGAGCAGGUUUCAGGUGAUGAACACUACGGGUGGUGAAGAGAUGUUUAAUCAUCAGAACGAUGAACAACAGCUUGGUGAUGUAAACAGCAAGAGUUCCUCUUCUCAGCUCUCGACCUGCAUUGGAGUUUUCACACAUUCGUUACCUAUCAAGUGUCUUCUGACCGGUGUACUCGGAUGCAGCUCGGUAAUGACGCAUAAGAUCUGUGUGGAGGAUUCCUCCGUGACCGUGUUGCAACAUUCGUGGAAAACCGGGUGGCAGGUUAAGCGGUUGAAUGAUACCGCUCAUCUUAGACUGUUGUAGCAUCAUUAUUGUCAAGACAUUCACACGCCAUUUGAGUCUGCAGAAGAAGAUCAACAAGCUUUGCAGAUUACAUGCUACUGUCACGAGCCUCUUGUAUUGUUUGUUUUUGAGAAAGAAAAAAAGGGAUUAAAUCGUUAAUUUUUGUUGUCUUUAUAGCCCAUCUUUGUUUUGUUUGAUUCA
Brassica oleracea var. oleracea is the source of this 1454-nucleotide messenger RNA. RefSeq lists its product as uncharacterized. Lineage: Eukaryota; Viridiplantae; Streptophyta; Magnoliopsida; Brassicales; Brassicaceae. The record is from RefSeq and is a predicted model, not a curated record. The transcript has 2 exons. The coding region runs from base 102 to 1274 and encodes 390 amino acids.